Dicrocoelium dendriticum is the source of this 1278-nucleotide messenger RNA. The record is from the annotation of a GenBank genome assembly. Lineage: Eukaryota; Metazoa; Platyhelminthes; Trematoda; Plagiorchiida; Dicrocoeliidae.
GUCAGCAUUGUUGUGUCGCUCAACUACGGGGUAUAUUUCCGUUGUGUCGCGUCGUUUGUGAUUUCUAUACUCUAUAAUGUACAACGGGAUUGGUCUUCCUACUCCACGAGGCAGUGGAACAAAUGGAUACGUUCAGAGAAACCUGGCUUUCAUAAACAACAUUAAAGAAAAGCCAUCAUACAAGACUGAUGAUGAUGUGAAGCGUGCUGACGCCGCUUUCUUCAAGGAACCUAAUAAGGAGAUUUUAGAACAUGAAAAGAAGCGAAAAAUCGAAGUCAAGUGUUUUGAGAUGGAACAAAUAAUGGAAGAUCAAGGCUAUACACAAUCGGAAAUUGCGAAGAAGGUUUCGGCUUAUCGUUCAAAACUUCUCGAAGAGUUGCGGAAUGAGCCCCCAAAACAGCCACACUUGCAGGUCGAUCCCACAGAAACCAUUGAAAAAGAGACUGGUCGCUUAGUGCCUAAAGGAACUCACGAGACUGCAGCCGUUAACAUACUAAAAAAUACGGUAUUCAAGGAGGCUCUUGGCAUUGGAUCUGAUUUCCAAGACGGCAACUCAAUGGAACAGUCCAAACUCAGACGUCAAGAGGAAAUGGAGAAGAAAAAGCUGUUAGAGGUACAAAAAACCUUGAAAUAUCACACCUCAACUUCUCACAACGUCACGCGACGAAUCCAGAUGUACCUUUGGUUCUGGGCGCCUACGAAGAAACAGCAAAGCCUGGUUCCCGACUUCAAAAUUUCUGGGCCGUACUCCAUGUAGCCUGUGUUGUCGGCUUUCCAUUACAGAAUUUCACGGUAGAAAGCUCAAGCGAUGAAUCUGACCACGACCACACAAAGCACCGCAAGACUAAAAUUAAGAAGCAUCGCAGCCAACACUCUCCGUCCAAUUCGAGCAAUGUCCCUGGUUUGGAGGUGGAGAGUGGUGAUCACAAACGUCACUCGCGAAAGGCACGCGAAUCCGAGAAGCCCCAUUCAAAAAAGCGAAAGCAUUCACACUCAGAUCAUCACCACCGAAAGCAUCGACAUUAAUUGUGAUCUUUUUGAAUUUGAAGGUGUAUAUAAUUACUUAUCUAAUUCGCCAACUCACUUAUAUUUUCCCUACCCUUGUUGCACUGUUUGUUACAGUUAGUUGCUUGAUUGCAUUGGUUUUAUUCCCACGUUCUUCACCUGGUCGGUUUUCCACUGAGUGCCACGGAACGUUUUCUUUGCGUCACACUCGUGUUCUACUCGCACCCAUGUGUACUCUCACUCAGUUAUCAAAAUCCACGGUAAACAUUUCGU